UGUGUGUGCGUGUGUGUGCACCUUGUGUGUCUCAGAUUAGAUUGGUUUUGUGGGACUUAAUUAAACCACUCCCCUGGAUUGAACCAGACAUCAGGAAAGCCUGACAUGGCAAAGGGUUACUGCUGAGCUCGCACUGCUUUAUUUAUCACCCUGAAGUGAGUGAGUUUGUGUGCAUGUAUGUGUUCACAUAUUUGGGCUGCUCACAAGAGUGUCUACGUUUCUGUGUGUGUGUGUGCGUGUGUGUGUAAGAGAGCAAGAGAGGGGGGGUGAGGGGGGUUGGAUAAAUCUGUGUGUCCACAUACACAUGUGUGUUACGGAGUCUGGACUCGGUCCAAGUUCGGUUCUUUCCUCCUUCUCUUUUUUGUACAUGAUAUAUAUACCACAAGGACGCCGACGAAGUCAGGAACAGAAUUCUGAUGAAGCGUAUGUUUAUUUGCCUUUGUGUGUGUGUGUUUAUUUUCCUGUGUGUGUGUGGGUGGGUGUGUGUGUGUAAGUAUUUAUAACACAAGGACAGUGAUGCAGAGAGGAGCUGCAUACUGAUUAAGUGAAGUGGAAGAGAGGGCCUCUGUGUUGGCAGGCAGAGCCACGCAGCAACAACAAGUCAUUCACCUAAUUUAGGACACACACACACACACACACACACACACACACACACACACACAUGUUUCAAUCUAAAAAUCUUUCUGAUAACUUUGCAUGCACAAGCGGCGCCGUAAGAUUUUGAAAAGAACAUUGUUGUCUUCAGCUGCUGCGCUGGUUAACUUUCGCUGGAGACUAAUAGGUUUUUCUAAUUAUGGUUAUAUAGAAAUAGAGAUAUGCAAUAACUCUUCAUGGCCUCUGAAUCAGCAGAGAGGUCAUUAGAGAAGGAGGGAGGAAGGGAAAGAAAAGAGCAGAAUGAAGGGAGGAUAAUGCAAAGAGGGAACAGUGAGAGACAGAGAGAGUGAGAGGGAGGAUGGGAAGGAUCAAUACAGAAUGUACCUUGAGAGCUAAGAAUCUGCAUAUCAUGGAACAGGGAGAGGGAGGAGAGUAGGCGUAGAAGAACGGGAAAGCACACACGAUGGGGAAAAGGCUGUUCUCAGGUUUGGAGGUGACCUUAAUGGUCCUGUUCACAUUGAUGGCAGUGGCAGCCAUCACUCUCUUAGUUCUGUUUUUGACUGGAGAACCUGGGCUCCUUAAAGAUGAAACUACUGAAGUGUUCGUUCCUCAAUGUCCCAGCAUCUCUCUGGCUGAAAGAGUCGACUGUUUCCCUGAUGCUGGAGCCUCAAAGCUGCCAUGUGAGCAGCGUGGAUGUUGCUGGAGCCCACUGGAUGAGAGAAACGUUCCCUGGUGUUUCUUCCCAACCAACCAUGGAUACACAGUGGAGUCAGUGGAGCGACCGAGUCCUUACGUUAUGAAUGCCCGACUGAAGAGAUUGGCCUCGCCUUCUUUAUUUGGUGCUGAUAUACAAGAGCUGUCAUUUCACGCAGAAAUGCAGUCAAACAAUCGCCUCCGGUUUAAGAUCUUUGAUGCGCACAAGCAGAGGUUUGAAGUCCCUCAUGAGCACAUCAGCAGCCUCAACAGUGACCCUUCCAGCGCCAUCAGUGACACGCUGGAGAUGACACACAAACCUUUUGGCCUCACUGUGCGCAGGAAGCAGAACAAAAAAGUCCUGUUUGACACUUCAAUGGGUCCGCUGGUGUUUGCAGAUCAGUACUUACAGAUAUCUGCUAAGCUUCCAUCCCAUAAUAUUUAUGGCCUGGGAGAGCAUGUGCAUAGACAGUAUCGCCAUGACACUAACUGGAAAACCUGGCCCAUCUUUACGAGAGACGCUUUCCCUAAUGGGGGAACACAUAACCUCUAUGGACACUAUCCCUUCUUCCUGUGUCUGGAAGAUGAGAGUGGAAAGUCAUUUGGGGUCUUUCUCAUGAACAGCAAUGCUAUGGAGGUGACUUUGCAGCCCGCUCCUGCUGUGACCUACAGGACGAUUGGAGGAGUCCUUGACUUCUACAUUCUCUUCGGAGACACGCCAGAACAAGUGGUGCAGGAGUUCCUUGUGCUCAUUGGCAGGCCUGUCAUUCCUCCCUACUGGUCGCUGGGUUUCCAGCUUUCUCGAUGGGACUACGGCAGCCUGAGUGAGGUCAAGGAAACAGUGGAGAGGAACCGUGCCGCGGCCCUCCCAUAUGACAUUCAGUACACUGACAUCGACUACAUGGAGGAUAAGAAAGAUUUCACUUAUGACAAAGUCAAGUUCAGCGAGCUGCCUCAGUUCGCCGACUACCUUCACGAGAAGGGACAGAGAUACAUCCUCAUCCUGGACCCUGCUGUAGCGACCAGUAAGAGGGUUGGGAACACUCCGUAUGCCUCCUAUGAUCGUGGGACUGAGAAGAACGCCUGGGUGACUGAUUCUGAUGGGAAAACUCCUCUGAUAGGAGAGGUGUGGCCAGGGGAGACUGUGUUUCCAGACUACACCAGCCAAAACUGCAUCGACUGGUGGGUUGAUGAGUAUGUGCGAUUCUCCAGGGAGAUCAAACAUGAUGCCCUCUGGAUUGACAUGAAUGAAGUGGCUAAUUUCAAGAAAGGAUCAAAAAAGGGCUGUGCUGACAACAACCUCAACUACCCUCCCUACACUCCAAAGGUCCUGGAUGAGGUGAUGUACAGUAAGACUCUGUGUAUGGAUGCCAAGCAGGCCUGGGGGAACCACUAUGAUGUCCACAGUCUGUAUGGCUACUCCAUGGUGCUGGCUACUGAAAAAGCUCUGCAGAGUGUGUUUGGAGAAAACCGUACGCUGAUGUUGACCCGAUCCUCCUUUCCAGGUGUGGGAAAGUAUUCGGGUCACUGGCUGGGGGACAACGCUGCCAACUGGAACGACAUUAAAUGGGCCAUCCCCGGCAUGCUGGAGUUUGGGCUCUUUGGAGUUCCCUAUAUCGGAGCUGACAUCUGUGGAUUCUUUGACAACACCAGCGAAGAGUUAUGUCGUCGCUGGAUGCAGGUGGGAGCUUUCUAUCCCUUCAGCCGGAACCACAACGCUCAGGGCUACAAGCCCCAGGAUCCAGCUGCGUUCGGCCUGGGCUCAACCUUGUUGGAAAGCUCGAAGCAUUACCUGAGGAUACGUUACACACUCCUGCCUUACCUCUACACACUCUUCUACAAAGCCCACACCACGGGGGAGACAGUUGUACGUCCUGUCAUGCACGAGUUCUACUCUGACAUAACCACCUGGACAGUGGACCGCCAGUUCCUCUGGGGGAAACACCUGCUCAUCACACCUGUACUAGACCCGGGUGUGGACAAAGUGCGAGCAUAUGUCCCGGAUGCCGUGUGGUAUGACUAUGAGACGAUGGAACAACUGGCAGACCGAAGAACUCAUGUUGAUAUGCAUCUGCCCGCUGAAAAACUUGGUUUACACAUCAGAGGUGGGGCGAUCCUCCCCACGCAGAAACCUGACGUCACCACCACCUACAGUCGGCGUCACCCCAUGGGAUUGAUCGUCGCUCUUGAUGACAUUAAGCAGGCAGCUGGGGAGCUAUUCUGGGAUGAUGGAGAUUCCAGAGAUACAGUUGAAACAGGCAACCACAUCCACUACCAGUUCUCUGUUGCUUAUGGAGUGCUGACUAUGCAGGUGAUCCACGCCGGUUACAAGGACCCAAACAACCUUAAGUUUGAGAACAUUACCGUCCUUGGUGUGCCUGAUGCUCCCAUCGCCGUCUCUGUGACUCACGUGAGCACCGUGAACUCUACCACCGCGGUGACGAACUCCAGCGUACAGUAUGAUGGAGCCAAGAAGGUUAUGUUCCUGCGUGGCCUCCUCUUGACUGUCGGUGAGACUUAUCUAGUGCAGUGGGAACUGGAGUUGAGUGAGAACCAGCGCUUUGACUGCCAUCCAGAGGAGAAGGCAGAUAAGGCUAAGUGCGUGGCCAGAGGCUGCAUCUGGGAGGAAAGCAACAUCGAACAUGUUCCAUGCUGCUUCUAUCCAAAAGACUACGGAUACACCAUUACGAAAAACGAAGAGACGACCUCAGGCAUGACGGUUGAUAUCACUCGGAACAAGAAGUACAGGAGCAGUGGUCGCCCAGAUUCACCAGACGUUGACAGGCUCCGUGUUGAGAUCCGUUACCACAGCAGCUACAUGCUGCAGUUUAAGAUCUGGGACCCGGCCACAGAGCGUUAUGAGGUUCCAGUGCCGCUGUCAGUUCCCACUACUCCUGAGACUAGCAAGAGCAAUAGGCUUUACAAGGUCGAAGUUACCAAAAACCCAUUUGGCAUCCAGGUCAUACGGAAAAACACAGGAACCAAGAUCUGGGACUCCUCUGUGCCAGGUUUUACAUUCUCAGACAUGUUCAUCCAAGUGUCCACUCGACUGUCGUCGGAGUACGUGUACGGCUUCGGAGAGACGGAGCAUCCCACCUAUAAGCACAACCUCAACUAUCACACCUGGGGUAUGUUCGCCAAGGACCAGCCUCCCGGUUACAAGAAGAAUUGCUAUGGAGUGCAUCCCUUCUACAUGGGCCUCGAGACCACAGCUCAUGCUCACGGUGUGCUGCUACUAAACAGCAAUGCCAUGGAUGUGACAUUCCAGCCUACUCCAGCGUUGACCUACCGCACUGUGGGAGGCAUCUUGGAUUUCUACAUGGUCCUGGGACCUACGCCUGAAAUGGUGGUGCAGGAGUACACUGAACUGAUUGGACGACCUGUUCUACCUGCCUACUGGUCCCUUGGGUUCCAGCUCUGUCGCUAUGGUUACGCCAACGACCAGGAGAUAGCAGAUCUAUACAGAGAAAUGAGGGCGGCGCGUAUACCCUAUGAUGUGCAGUAUGCAGACAUUGACUACUUGGACCGUCAGCUGGACUUUGUUCUGGACCCAGAGUUUAUUGGACUGCCUGCCCUGGUAGACAACAUGAGGAGAGAGGGCAUGAGGUUCAUCUUCAUUCUGGAUCCAGCCAUCUCAGGUAAUGAGAGUUAUUACCCGGCCUUUGAGAGAGGUCAAGCAGAAGAUGUCUUCAUCAAAUGGCCCAAAAGCCUAAGUGAUGAAAUUGUGUGGGGGAAGGUCUGGCCGGAUUACCCCAACGUCACAGUAAAUGAGACUCAGGACUGGGAUACCCAAGUAAAGAAAUACAGGGCGUACACCGCAUUCCCCGACUUCUUCCGCAACAACACGGCAGCGUGGUGGCAAAAAGAAAUACAGGAUUUCUAUGACAAUACCACAUUUGAUGGCAUCUGGAUUGACAUGAAUGAACCUGCUAGUUUUGUCCACGGUACAGUUGGAGAGAACUGUCUUGGUGGUACAGUUGGAGAGUACUGUCUUGGUAAUCCACUCCUAGAGAACCCUCCUUAUAUGCCAUCCCUGGACUCCAAAGACAAGGGAUUAAACCAUAAGACUAUGUGCAUGAAUAGCGAGCAGAUACUGAGUGAUGGAAAGAAAGUCCGACACUACGACGUCCACAAUCUCUAUGGAUGGUCCCACACCAAGCCCACCUACGACGCACUGCUCAAUGUGACAGGUAAAAGAGGCAUAGUGGUGACCAGGUCCACGUACCCUUCCAGUGGAAAAUGGGCUGGACAUUGGCUGGGAGACAACGAUGCCAGAUGGGACCAGCUCUACAAAUCCAUUAUAGGCAUGAUGGAGUUCAGUCUGUUUGGCAUCUCUUACACUGGGGCAGACAUAUGCGGGUUCUUCAAUGCAGCUGAGUAUGAGAUGUGUCUCCGCUGGAUGCAGCUGGGUGCCUUCUAUCCGUACUCACGCAACCACAACGGCAAGGGUAACAUGAGACAAGAUCCUGUUGCUUGGGAUGCCGAAUUCGCAGAGGUUUCCCGGAACGUCCUGAACAUCCGCUACACCCUGCUGCCCUACCUGUACACUCUCAUGUUUGAGGCUCACACCGCAGGAAGCACAGUAGUCAGACCACUCUUGCACGAGUAA
Cottoperca gobio is the source of this 5896-nucleotide messenger RNA. It is a transcript of the gene si, whose product is annotated as sucrase-isomaltase. The record is from RefSeq and is a predicted model, not a curated record. Gene Ontology annotation, biological process: carbohydrate metabolic process. Lineage: Eukaryota; Metazoa; Chordata; Actinopteri; Perciformes; Bovichtidae. Gene Ontology annotation, molecular function: carbohydrate binding; alpha-1,4-glucosidase activity.